Molecule: messenger RNA, 4567 nt
Organism: Fukomys damarensis (Damara mole-rat)
Lineage: Eukaryota; Metazoa; Chordata; Mammalia; Rodentia; Bathyergidae
Gene: Rcor1
Product: REST corepressor 1
Exons: 10
Coding region: 510-1565 (351 amino acids)
Biological process (GO): negative regulation of DNA-templated transcription; regulation of transcription by RNA polymerase II
Cellular component (GO): transcription regulator complex; histone deacetylase complex
Molecular function (GO): transcription corepressor activity
Source: RefSeq, a predicted model, not a curated record
AAAUCCCUGGCCCUUGUUUGGAUUUUUUUUUUAAUACAGGGUCUCACUCUGUUGUCCAGGCUCAAACUUCCUGAGCUGAAGUGAUCUUCCUGCCUCAGCCUGUGGGCAGCAGGGGCUACAGGCACUGCCACCACACCCUGUGGGAGCUUUUCCUGAGUUGCUGUCAUCCAUCCCCGUAAUGCACCCAGCACUUGGUCUCUGCACUGCCCUUCCCUGCACUGCUGCUCCGCUUGCUUGUGGCCUCUUCUGCCCUGCAGGUGCCCUAGCCCCUACAGGACACUGCUUAGGCUUUGCCUUUCCGUCUGGCUGCUGGGCAGUCCAGCUUCUUUACGAAACAGGGGUGGUGCUGCUAGCAAGUGGGGGUUUAGGAAUUUUAUGCAUUCCCCUGAUGAGUGAGCUCUUACUCAGUCUUUAAGUGAUGUCACAUUUACUUGUGCCUGCUGUCACAAUGGUUCCUGGAAUUCCUGAAGCAAGGGAGCCAGUCACAGAACCAUGUGCUCCUAGUCCUGAUGACGUGGGAGGCUGAGGCAGGAGGGUCACUGAAGCAUGUGGACGAGUACAUCGCCAUCGCCAAGGAGAAGCACGGGUACAACAUGGAGCAGGCUCUUGGGAUGCUCUUUUGGCAUAAGCAUAAUAUUGAAAAAUCAUUGGCUGAUUUGCCCAACUUUACCCCCUUCCCAGAUGAGUGGACUGUGGAAGAUAAAGUCUUAUUUGAACAGGCCUUUAGUUUUCAUGGGAAAACUUUUCAUAGAAUCCAACAAAUGCUUCCUGAUAAAUCUAUAGCAAGUCUGGUAAAAUUUUACUACUCUUGGAAGAAGACAAGAACUAAAACCAGUGUGAUGGAUCGCCAUGCUCGGAAGCAGAAGCGGGAACGGGAGGAGAGUGAGGAUGAACUGGAAGAGACAAAUGGAAGUAACCCCAUUGACAUUGAGGUUGAUCAAAACAAGGAAAGCAAAAAGGAGGUGCCCCCUGCUGAGGCAGUUCCUCAGGUGAAAAAAGAAAAACACAGCACACAAGCUAAAAACAGAGCCAAAAGGAAACCUCCAAAAGGGAUGUUUCUUUCUCAAGAGGAUGUGGAGGCUGUUUCUGCCAACGCCACUGCUGCUACCACGGUGCUGCGACAGCUGGACAUGGAGCUGGUCUCCAUCAAGCGACAGAUUCAGAAUAUUAAACAGACAAACAGUGCUCUCAAAGAAAAACUUGAUGGUGGAAUAGAACCAUAUCGACUUCCAGAGGUCAUUCAGAAGUGCAAUGCGCGCUGGACCACGGAAGAGCAGCUUCUCGCCGUGCAAGCCAUCCGGAAAUAUGGCCGAGAUUUUCAAGCAAUCUCAGAUGUGAUUGGGAAUAAGUCAGUGGUACAGGUCAAGAACUUUUUUGUCAACUAUCGACGCCGCUUCAACAUAGAUGAAGUUUUACAAGAAUGGGAGGCAGAACACGGUAAAGAAGAGACCAACGGGCCCAGCGCCCAGAAGCCUGUCAAGUCCCCAGAUAACCCCAUCAAGAUGCCUGAAGAGGAGGACGAGGCUGCCUCUGUCCUCGAUGUCAGAUACGCGUCCGCCUCAUGAGAACACUGGUAGCCUUGAACACUUGGUGUGGACUCCGUGCUAUCCAGGGUAUCAGGUAUUAUGAGACAUCACCUAGCCAUCUGCAUCACAUCUCUGUGACAGCAGCUGUUACCAAAAAGGCGUGCACUUCAGUUCCGUGCUCAUCUGCCUUAACCCGUUGCUCGCUCCUCCAUGUCGGCACCACUUCCCAGAGAGUUCUGUUGCAUCUCUCACUCUGCCUCAGUGCUGGGGACCCACACCUGUACCCCCUCGACGCGGACCCACCCCCUACUUGGAGCCCUAUGCCCCACCAAUGGCAGCUCUUACCCAUCAGCAGCUUCGGAACAGGGGGUCUCAGAAGGCUCGACUCUGUUCCUGCAUGACCUGCAAUUUCUACUUUAUGCAUAAUGUCAUUUCCAGAAUAACUGACCCAGUUGGCUUUCUAGAAAGUUCUUGUUCUUUUCUGGGCAGCCACCUAAGUACUACCAGGCUUCUUUUGAAGUCACCAUACAUUGGCAGACGGCAUUGUAACCUUAUUGUGCCAAGCAUCCUGAUGCAACUCAGUUCCCCAAGUAUAGAGUGGAAUUAUGGUUCAUAAACUUAGUUGGCUUAAAUCUCUCCCCUUUCUCCUUUCCCAAGUGUUUAAAAGCUCAUCACAGCAACUGUCCUUGGACACUAGCUUACAGGGAAUAUUAGACCUCAGCGCUUUCUGCCUUCAGCCUCAGCAUUGCAGUCCCAGGGUGGGUGCGCCCCAUCUUUUUCUGAUCCCCGACCAUCACCGCUGCCGCCCAGCUCCGAGAGAUUCGGUCCAUAUCACUGUACCUGGUGCUUGUACACUCGGAAUUGGUGCCUUCUCCUCUUGGCAACCAUGUUAUAUCGCUCCCUUUUUCUGUUCAAGUGUCUUACUUAAAGUUAUUGCUUGCCAAAGAUGAUGUCAUCGAGGCAGAUGGGGUAUGCUUCUGCCCGCUCCAGCAGUGCCCACGUGAGACGCCAGCCUAGCGCUGGCUAAUGGGUUAGAAGAGCUGCUGCUGGGUUUAUGGAAGUGUCACCCGUCGUCCCUGUCCUCAGUGUGCCUGGCCUGCUGUGCGUCACUCCAUGUGCCCCUUUAUGUCCCUCUAGUGCUGUUGUGGUGACACAGACACCAUUCCCUGCUCUUGGUAGCAGAGCGCGAGACAGAGAAGUAGUCAUUGUGUGGUCCAGUGAGACCGAGGAGAGAAGAAAACGGUCUACAGAGUGGCCUGUGAUGCCUUUUGGUUAGAUGGGGAGCGGACAAGCUUUCUGAUGAGUGUGCUAGGGUUUCCUGGGUCUUUUUGGCCUGUGAGGCGCAGACAGCCAAGCUGUACCUGGCACCCACGGCCGCUGCAGAUGCACUAAAGAUGUGGAAGGAGAUUUGGUGGUUGUUUGCAUCAUUUGAAUAUUUUUUUCCUGCUUUUAAUACCAAAAAGAAAAAAAAGUACAGAUGCUUUAAGGCAUAAACAGAAUUCUUAAGGAUUUUAAAUAUGCAAUUAAAAAUUUGAUGUUUUGACUCCCAAGCACCUUGCUUUUUUUUUUGGUCAGCUGAUUUUCUCUUUAGAAAGAGGCUCAGCUAGGACCCUGGGUUUUGGGGUUUGUACAUUUCGUUUUUGACAUCUAGGGAAAGGUCACUCCAAAGAGGAGUGCAAGGACUUGUCCCACACAGCGAGUCCACUGGCCAAGGAGAGCCUGCUGUUCCCACCUUUGGCACUGGGCAGGUUUCUGUGUCCCCGCAGGCCUGCUAUGGGACUGAGUGACGAUAGAAAAGAACUGGCUCACAAGAACACCGAGGCCCUCACCGUGGCCUCCGUCCUCUUGACUGGACACACGCCCUUGUUCUUGGCGAGGGCAGCAGCAGCAGCCAGCACUGCAAGGGGGCAGUGUCACCCCAUCCCGCCCCUCCCCAUGUUCCCCUAAGAUGUGAGCCCUUCCAGCAGAGCCUAGAAAUGAUGCUUGGCUGCAGGUGGCAUGGUGGCAGGUCCCAGUCUGUGCUGUGUUGUCCCGGUCCCUGGCACUGGGCAUCCUCAGGCUCGAGGCUGCUCAGCUGGAGCUUGCUCUGCAGUGUGGCCUGCCUGCUGGCCUCCCCGGAGGCUGUGCAUCUGGGAGCACUGAACCUUAGACGCUGUUCCUUACACUGUUUGGCAGUUGUGUAAAUGCAAGAAAUCACUUUGCUUCAGAAGCCAGGUUGGAUGCUCUCUGGUCUUAUUUAUGUGAAGACUCUUUAAUAUACCAAGAAUCAUGCAUCAGUGGGCUAGGUUUGGGACACGAUGACUGCUUCGGGUGGAAUGUCACUUAAGCUUUGUGUUCUUAAAAAUUAUCAAUGUGAAUGUCAUAAUUAUAUAUAUUUUUGUGGAAAAAUUCUCCUAAGUAUAAGUUAUUGUGCAAAAUAUAGUAUCAUGGAUGCAAAGAAUAGUUUAAUUUUUAGUUUAGAAAUUCUAAAAGAUAUAAAUUGUAUUGAUAUGCAUUAAAAGUUUGUUUUAUUUAAUUUUAUGUAAAUGUGUAAAGUGUUAGGUAAAAUUGUUUUCCUUUAUCCAUUUAACACUGCGUUACUUGAAUGUUGUGUUAGCUGGUCAGCAGCGGCGGGCAACCGGCUCCCCAGUGCAACUCCUUGAACCAGGAGGCCCCAGCCUUGGUCGCCUGCUGGGGCCGGCAGGUGCUGGUGCGCGAGAGGCUAGAGGGUGGUUGGCUCCCCACCCCCCCGUGCUGUCGGGGCCCUUGGAGUGAUUCCUACUACUUCCUACCUUCUAAGGCCCGCUGGCAGUCAGCUGGCAGUCGCAGCCUCUAAUGCAAAACAACAACGAAGCAGUUCUUUCCUGUUUAUGUUAAAUUUCCUCUAAUAUCCCACACCACUCUUAAGUGUGCUCAUUGUCACUUUAAAUUUCAACUCUACCCUAUUUUUGUCUUUCUGAAUAUCAGAUGUACUAUUGGUAUAAUUGCACACCAAAAAGAAGCCAAACAGUGCAUUACACUAACUGGAUCUCUGCUUUUACACGAGAAAAGGAAAGAUGGAG